Molecule: messenger RNA, 1260 nt
Organism: Lichtheimia ornata
Lineage: Eukaryota; Fungi; Mucoromycota; Mucoromycetes; Mucorales; Lichtheimiaceae
Exons: 3
Coding region: 1-1260 (419 amino acids)
Biological process (GO): lipid metabolic process
Source: RefSeq, a predicted model, not a curated record
AUGAUGGAUUGGGAAGUGUUUUUGACAGCGCUCCAUAGUGGCGACGACCGUAUCCAACUACCGACUUUUAUUUACCUUUGCAUUGUGGGCAUUGUGUGUCUUGCUCAAUGGGGAAUUGCUAUCACCGAUCGGCUCAGCACCGGCAUCAAGCAGCUCUUGUCAAUACCUACCAUGAUCGCAUGUCUCCUUUUACCAGUGAUGGUAGCAGGCCAAAACACAGCACUUAAUACUGUUUUGGAGAUCCAAGCGUUUAAUACGGUGUUGCGGUGCCUUGAACCUAUCUAUGUUGCACCAAUAUUGUAUGGCAUCCCAGCUCGUCUCGAUAUCAAGGAGCUCAGUGUUCAGAUGUGGUCAGGUCUGCGUAAUACGACAACGACACCAAACAACCACCAAGGAGAUGCCAGCAGCAGCAACUCACCAAAGGUUUCUCGAUAUUAUCUCUUGGUGCCAAUGAUGGGGUCAAUGAUCUUGAGCAAUAUGGUUGCGUCUUGGUUUGCGACAUUUUCAGGAGAGGACGUCUUUGCCAUGCAACGAAACAAUGAAUAUGGACUCUUUUUCGCCUUUUUCGUCUUUGCGGUGAUAUACCUUACAUUGGUCAUCAACACAUUUGGAUAUAUUUUGCAGCUGACUUACUUGGUGAUCCAUGGUGAACAUGAUUAUCAGCCGGAUGAAUGGCAACCGCUUAUGAAUCAUCCGGUGUUGGCUUCUUCUUUAAAUGAACUAUGGAGCUCCCGUUGGCAUCAAGUGUUUCGUAGCAUUUGGUUGGUGAUCCCCUUUCGCCCUAUGCGUACCUUGGUCAAUCGUGUCUAUGGGAUCAGGGAUGAUGAUAAUGGAGACAAAAAGAGGGAAAAGGCCACGACAUCAAGGGUGGCUAUAGCCGCGGCAACCAUCUCAGUGUUCUUUGUGUCUGGUUUGAUGCAUGAAUACAUUGCUCUUUGUGAAUCCGGCAUAGAUGGAUAUGGAAGGCUUCUCAUAGGCCAAGAAUGCUUCUUUUUCACUUUACAUGGUGUCUUGUGCAUUGUGGAACAAGGCUUGUGGCGGUGGUUCAAGAAGACGAGUCAUCGGCAAUGGACACGAAAGCUGUUGGGUCAUAUUUGGGUGAUGGCUAUCGGAUUCCUUACUUUCCCUUGGUUUGUGAAUGCUUUUGCCUAUUGGGAGGUAUGGCAUGCCAACCCGUUCAAUACGCUUACACCCUUCCUCCUCGAACACGUGUGGAGAAAAUACCCCUUCCUUCACUCUGUAUGUGGAAGCCUAUUAUAG